Messenger RNA from Pecten maximus, 1665 nucleotides. RefSeq lists its product as uncharacterized. The record is from RefSeq and is a predicted model, not a curated record. The coding region runs from base 745 to 1125 and encodes 126 amino acids. NCBI's taxonomy places the organism in Eukaryota, Metazoa, Mollusca, Bivalvia, Pectinida, Pectinidae. The transcript has 4 exons.
UCUCAGUCAAAACAGGUGCUAGAACGUGAAGCUCCUCCUAUACAUCACGGACUAGACAUUGCAUGUGAAAUGUCGGACUGGGAAUAUUCAAUUUUGUAAAACCGACAUCAAAUUCAUCCAAUCGGGGUCAUGGCUGAUUUCGAUUUUGAUACAUACAAAAAAACGAUCUGCGAAAGUCAUUACCGUUUUAACACAAAAUCUACAGCCAUUCUACGUGAGUACAACUGGUGAUAAAAAAAACCCGCGUAGAAGGUUUUUACGAGUGUAGUGAUCACUUUGCCAUAGAGCAGGACCUUCAUCCUUUAUUUUGAUUAUAUACGUGGUGGAUAUAGAUGGGAUACAUAAAGUGUAUGAUACAUUGCUCGUUAUAAUGUUGAAAAACACUCGAGCUGGGUCAUAUUUGUGGUGAGUUUUCAUUCGACAUCCCUUCGCGGUAUACUGGAUUAGUGUGGAAUUUCAGGAGUCAGGCUGAACUAACAAGACCACUGCUGAAUUACCCACUUGUAAUGUUCAGCUUGCCCUCUUGGAACACGAGCCGGAGACUGCCACCUUUUUCUAUCAUGUUGUAAUGACAUAUCAUGUGUAGUGUGUUUUAAACAACGAAAGGCAAUACGAGUGAACAAAGGUUUUAAAGCAGUGUUAUACAAGCUUAUUUUCAGAUACAUUGAAGGUCGCCUGAGCGUUUGACGUUUAAGCGCUUUUGUGAUCAUAUUGGGAGUUUAGUUGUGGACCUUGAUCCCUCUUAUGAUGGACUCGCUCACGAAAAUGAUGCUCGAUUUGGGCGGUGUGCUCUUCUUUGUCCUUUUAAGUGUUGAAUUUUCCUCGUCUGCAGCAGCGGGCAACAGUUUAUACCGGAAUGUCAAUAUAGCAGCCACAGUGGGAUUGGAAUGUUUCGUGGAUAAGGAUGAUACACAGAUAGUUUGGACAAGGAACAGACAUAUACCAGUUGUUAUUGGGACAAUGGUCUUGGGGGACAGUCGGUUCAAGUUGAUGAUGGAUUACCCACGAGAACGUCAUCUCCACAUAGAAAACGUCAAAAUGUCCGACGCUGGCUCGUAUGAAUGUCUAGCACCUGAUUCCCAAACAACGCCACUAGUCAUAUACAACCUUACAGUUUUAGAGUGAUUCCAUUCCAUUCCUUUCCUUCACGUAUUCGUUCUUGUUCCCGUUCUGUACAACAUGUGCUGUGUAUAAUACCUGCUCGAACUCUUCAGAAUAAAGAACUCAUCAUCUUAUAUACCGGCUUUAUCUUGUAUAAAAAGCAACACGGUUACAUUUGGAGCCCCCAGUGAUCUCUGAUUCGACGGUAUUCGACUUACAGGCAUGAUGUGUUUGCUCUAGCGAUAAUCGUAGUAACAGUUGUCGCCUGACAGCGACUUUGUGGGAUGUACGUUCACAAUGUACGUGUGCACAAACACCAGCUGAUCGGGUGAAGGUCAGUAUUCAAGCGUCUGCUUGAUGGAGACUAUUUUUUACAUCAGUACAGUAGUGGUUCUUGAUUCAACCGCGCAGGUGACUAUGAUCAUCCAAUAUGGCAGCAGAAUGUGAGUGUUUUUAUGACUUGCCGUUGAACUUUCCAUUAAACUAAUGACUUGUUGCAACAUGCCAGCGUCUUCAGGUAUUUAUGUGUUCUGACAAUAUUGUGUGAUUUCAGAAGAUCGACAU